AUGAAAAAAGCACAAAGAAGGAAAAAAGUUAAAAAACGGCUGCAUUUCCUCCCAGUGAUGGUGCACCUCAUUAACAUCCGAGGUUUGCAUUCCAAUAUUGACCCGGUCUACCACCACCUUGAGACCGUGAAGCCGCAUCUGUUUUUCUUAACGGAGACGCAAAUCAAAUGUCCAGCAGAUGCGACGUACCUCAACUACCCAUGCUACUCAUUAGAACAUAAGUUCAAGGAACACGCUGGGGUCUGUGUGUACGUCCGCAAUAACAUUUGCUAUAAGCGACUCCGGUGCUUUGAAGCGACCGGGUUCUCUACAUUGUGGGUUUUAGUGGACACCGGCGUGGACAAGACUGUCUACGCCUGUGUUUAUCGGUCGCACAGUGGAGAUCAGGAGACAACCAGGCUCUUCGACCACCUUACAGAGAUGGCAGACAAAGCGCAGCAACGGUAUCCGACGGCGGAACUUGUUUUUCUCGGGGACUUUAACGCUCACCACGAGCAGUGGUUGUUCCCGUACGAGAAAACAUGCCACGCUGGGAGGGAGGCGCGCAAAUUCGCGUUAGCACUCGAUCUUACCCAGAUGGUACAGGUUGCAAACACGGAUCCAGACAGACACUCGGUCUCAGUAUCUGCCCCUCUAGGAUCAUCCGACCAUUGUCUGGUGAAAUCCAUAUCGACCGCCUCUCCUCCGGACAACUGUCUAAGGGGCACAAGAAGAGUGUGGCGAUAUGAGUUAGCGGACUGGGAAGAGAUGCGGCAUUUCUAUGCAUCUUUCCCUUGGCGGCAAGUCGGUUUUUCCUCGGGUGACCCCUCGUGUUCGGCUGAGGCAGUUGCGGGCGUGAUUCGACAGGGAAUGGAAUACUUUAUACCAUUCUCCGACAUAUCGCUCGACCACAAAUCCCGACCUUGGUACAAUGCUGAGUGCGCCCAUGCUGAAGCCCUUAAAGAGUCUGCUUACAAAGCUUGGGUACAAGUCCGCGAUGCCAAAGCUGGAGCGCGGAGGGUUCGCACGAGGAAGAAAGCUUUUAAUUCAGCCCCCAAGUCCUGCAAACGGAUAUUACAAAAGGCCCGAUUCGACCAUAUCCGUCGUAUAGGCGCUAAACUUGCCUCCUACCCCCCUGGUAGUAAACAAUUCUGGUCUCUGUCGAAGGCAGUAGAGUCCAAUUUCUGCCGCCCUACAUUGCCUCCUCUGCAGAAGCCUGAUGGUUCGCUAGCUCACUCGGCAGUGGAAAAGGCAAACUUGUUUGCAUCUCUCUUUGCGAGCAAUUCGCGUCUUGACGCUAGCUCUACACAACCACCAUCCUUGCCUCGAUGUGACUCUUCUAUGCAAGAGAUCACGAUCCACAAUAAAGAGGUCCGUAGAGUUUUGCUGAACCUUGACGUGAAUAAGACUAGUGGACCUGACGGUUUACCUGCGCGCGUCCUAAAGGGUUGUGCACCUGAGCUGUCUCCUGUACUCACGCGCCUGUACCGCCUCUCUCUUCAAACUAGAACGGUGCUAAAAUCUUGGAAGCUGGCUAAUGUGCAGCCAGUGCCCAAAAAGGGUAGCCGAGUGAAUCCCUGCAACUACCGACCAAUCGCCAUCACCUCCAUGCUCUGCAAAGUCAUGAAAAAGGUACUUAACAGCAAGUUGCUGAACUACCUAGAGGACAAUGAACUCCUCAGUGACCACCAAUACGGCUUUCGUCAGGGGCGGUCUACUGGAGAUCUUCUGGUGUAUGUCACACACUGCUGGGGCGAAGCCAUUGAGAAACAUGGUGAGGCGCUCGCUAGUGGGGAUGACAGUACAACGAAAAUUGAAAUAAAUAUAGUCAAUGAAAUACUUAUUAAAGAUUGUAAAUUUGAUAUGCCAUAUGUGCUCCCCGUGAUAUUACCUACUUGA
Molecule: messenger RNA, 1878 nt
Organism: Melitaea cinxia (Glanville fritillary)
Lineage: Eukaryota; Metazoa; Arthropoda; Insecta; Lepidoptera; Nymphalidae
Exons: 3
Coding region: 1-1878 (625 amino acids)
Molecular function (GO): catalytic activity
Source: RefSeq, a predicted model, not a curated record